This is a messenger RNA of Penicillium angulare, 1569 nucleotides long. RefSeq lists its product as uncharacterized. The transcript has 3 exons. The record is from RefSeq and is a predicted model, not a curated record. Gene Ontology annotation, molecular function: galactokinase activity; ATP binding. The coding region runs from base 1 to 1569 and encodes 522 amino acids. Lineage: Eukaryota; Fungi; Ascomycota; Eurotiomycetes; Eurotiales; Aspergillaceae. Gene Ontology annotation, biological process: galactose metabolic process; carbohydrate phosphorylation. Gene Ontology annotation, cellular component: cytoplasm; cytosol.
AUGUCUUCCCCACAAGAGCUUGUUCCGCAAACAGAAUCUAUCGCGGAGGUCUAUGCCACCAGCGAUGCCUCCGUGAACACCCCCGCCGCUGAACACCAGGCGCGCUUCUCUGCUCUGGUCUCUCAAUUCAAUAAAGAAUACAACCACACCCCGGACUUUGUAGCCCGCAGCCCUGGUCGCGUGAACAUCAUCGGCGAGCAUAUCGACUACUCACUUUACGAUGUUCUACCUACAGCCGUGAGCGUCGACGUGAUUAUGGCCGUCAAGGUCACCCCUGGCACUUCCGGUACCACUAUUAAGAUUGCGAAUGUUGCGCCGGAGAAGUUCCCCACUCGCGAGUUCAGCGUGCCGCAUGAUACCGAUAUCGAGAUCGACCCCAAGAAGCACGAAUGGAUCAACUACUUCAAGGCCGGUCUUUCCGGUGCAUUGAAGUUCCUGCGCAAGGAGAGACCAGAUGGCGUGCCUCCUGCAAGCAUGGAAAUCCUUGUUGAUGGCAAUGUGCCCCCCGGUGGUGGUAUCUCUAGCAGUGCCGCGUUCGUCUGCGCUAGUGCGCUGGCCGUCAUGAAGGCCAACAAUCAUAAUGUGUCGAAGCAGGACCUUCUAGACCUGGCUGUUGUGUCUGAGCGUGCGGUUGGUGUGUACUCUGGCGGUAUGGACCAAGCUGCCUCUAUCUUCUCAAAGCGUGGUUUCCUCCUCUACACCCAAUUCUUCCCCACAUUCAAGGUCGAGCACGUCCCAAUCCCUACUGCAGCCGACGAAAUCACCUUCCUUAUGGCUCAGAGCUUUGUCACUUCAAACAAGGCCGACACUGCACCCCGACACUACAACCUCCGCGUGGCAGAGUGUACACUCGCUGCUGUCAUUCUCGCCAAGAACUAUGGUUUAACUCUGCCAAAGGAUAACAGCUCCCUCGGUUUCAGUCUGCGCAAUUUCCAAGAGGAACUUAUGACCAAGGAGGGACGCCUGCACGAUCCACUGGAGUACCAGAUCGAUUCCGUUAUUCAGGCUACUCAGGACCUUUUCACCAAGACCGAAGGUUACACACGCGAGGAAAUGGCCGAGCUUCUGGGCAUCAGUGUUCUCGAGCUGGAGUCAAAGUUCCUCUCUGCAUUCCCUGUUCAAGCUGAGCGAUUCCGUUUGCGCCAGCGCGCAUUGCACUGCUUCAAGGAGGCGCGUCGUGUGCUGGAUUUCAAGGCUUGCCUGGCCAAGGCAUCGGAGUUGGAUGAGAAGCGUAUUCACUACCUGGGUCAAUUGCUCAACGAGUCCCAGGAGUCAUGCCGUGUUGACUACGAGUGCAGUGCUCCGGAGGUGGAUGAGAUUUGCACCAUUGCUCGCAAGGCGGGUACUUGGGGUAGCCGUUUGACUGGUGCUGGAUGGGGUGGUUGUACAGUUCACAUGCUGCCACAGGGCAAGGUCGAGGCUGUGACAACUGCCUUACGGAAUGAGUACUACCUAAAGCACUUCCCUGAUAUCAGCGCGGAGAAGCUGAAGCAAGCGAUGGUUAUCAGCAAGCCGUCCAAUGGCUCGUUCGUUGUUACUGGAGCUGCCAUUGACCAGGUUGCCCUGUGA